Messenger RNA from Drosophila novamexicana, 1954 nucleotides. RefSeq lists its product as uncharacterized. The record is from RefSeq and is a predicted model, not a curated record. The transcript has 7 exons. Bases 44 to 1489 code for a protein of 481 amino acids. NCBI's taxonomy places the organism in Eukaryota, Metazoa, Arthropoda, Insecta, Diptera, Drosophilidae.
CAACAAAAACAACAACAGUAACAACAACAACAAUAGAACGCGCAUGGCUCUGUUAGGCUGGCUGCACUUGUGCCAUGGUAAUGGACACUACCUGACGCUGGCCGUGCUCAUCUAUGGUUACCUAAUGCUGCACACCUCUGCCGCCGCCUCUGCCAGCUCGACGACGACAACGACGACCAUGCUGGCCGUGUCGAAUCUGACAACAAGCACAUUAGGCUUAAGCCAAGAGGAAAACGCACAGAAGCCAAAACGCGAUGUUGCCCAUGUGCCUGACGAUGACUACGAUGCCAGUUAUCCAGAUGAUAUAGACGACCUUGAGGCCUUGAUUAACAAUAAGUCAGCUAAAGGUAAAUACAUUGGAGCGCCCUGCAACGAGCUGAAAUGUGAUGCAAAGCUGUUGCAUGUCACCUGCGAUAAGGAGACGCAGCUGUGCAACUGCGAGCGCAACUAUCCCGUGCAGCUGGGACUGAUAAAGGGUUGCGCCAAACCCAAGAAACUGGGCGAUCAGUGUUUCUAUGACGAGACCUGCAUCUACAACGACGAGAACUCCCUCUGUGUUCAGGUGCGACACAAUGCGAUGUGUCAGUGCGCCAGCGGCUACCACUCGGUCAGCUAUACGAAGCCAACGAGGCGCGUCUUCUGUACACCAGAUCUCAGCGAGCUGGGCUCGGAUUUGCCCACUCUGCUGGGCGUUUCUACGGGCAUUGCGGUGCUGGCGGGUCUCAUCUGCAUGGUGCUGCAUCUGUUCAGCAAGACGAAAUAUCCGAGGCAUCGCAAUUUUGCGGAUGCCAACAUACCGCCGCCCAUACUCUACUCGAGCGAUACAGGCAUACCGUUGACCGUGCACUCGGCACGUCCAUCGUCGCGCUCCAGCAUACGUUCGACGGGCUCGAUAGGCUCCUUUGGGAAUCGUCGCGCCUCGUCCGGCGGAUUGGCCGGCGCCACUGGCGGGGGCGUCGGCAACAGCAGCGGUGGCGGUGGCGGUGGCGGCGGCGGCGGUGGCGGCGCUGGAAGCGGCUCGAAAGGCAUACUUGUGUCGACGUCUCGUACAGGUUCUCGAAGACCAAGUCUAGCAUCUGUGCAUAGCACAAGCUCCUCGGUGCGCAGCUACAGCAUGAUGCGGUUCGAGAAGGAGGUGCAGCAGAAGGAGAUCAGGCAGGAGAUGAAGCUGCGUUUGGCGCGACUACAGCAGCAGCAGCAUCUUACACAGAAUAAGCCGCAGAUUAUCAUUGGGGAGGCGUUGCUGCAGCAUGGCGCACUCAGUCGUGUUACCAUGGCCACGCCCAGUCCGCUGACGCCCAACUCGCUGGACGAGCUGCUGCCAUCGCUAGAUGAGAACCAGGAGUAUCCACCCAGGCUGGAGAACACAUUCAAGCAGCUGGUCCAGCCGCAGGCAACAACAAUGACAGCAACUAAAGCCGCAGGCUCAGGUUCCGGCCGUGCAAAUGGUUACAACGGUCCCUGCAGCUCCUCGACUGAGGCUCUCUGAAAGCGAUCGUAGCUAUAGUUAAAUAGCUCUCUAGUCCUGUACAUCUAGCCCCCCGCCCCCCUCCUCCACCCCGUUCUCCCAUUCACCUUAAAUGGAACUAAAUAAAUAUAAGUUAAUGCUUAAUUGUUAGUUCAUUGAAUUAAACGUCAAACGUGUUUAGUUUUAGCCAAUUAGAUUAUGUGUAACAUAGUAAGAGCGUGUCUCCUUUCAAGGACAAGAGCUACCCUAUAAAGAAUUAGUUACGUGUUGUUAUCUUCUAGUUGUAUGUACUAAGCGUACAUAUAUCGUUUAUAUGUUCGAUAUUUUAUGUAAGUACAGAAAGCUUAGCAUUCCAUGUGGAAUUUUUGAAAACAACGCAAAUUAAAUAUUCAUUUUAAGUCACAAAGCAAAUGAGUUAUUUCUAAUUUACUUCAUUAGAAUAAUUAAUUAUUGGCUUAUUUUUAAGAACAAAAUAUUAAUUACUGA